AUGACAUCAUCACACGGUUUUCAUCCAUACCACCUAGUUGAUAUAAGCCCUUGGCCUUUAACCGGAUCUAUUAGAGCAAUAAUACUUACAACAGGUUUAAUUAAAUGAUUUCAUCAAUAUAAUAUAAAUCUUUUAAUUUUAAGAAUUUUUGCUAUUUUACUUACUAUAUAUCAAUGAUGACGUGAUAUUACACGAGAAGGUACUUUCCAAGGCCUUCAUACUUCUGUUGUGAUCAAAGGUUUACGGUGAGGUAUAAUUCUUUUCAUUGCUUCAGAAGUAUUGUUCUUUUUCUCUUUCUUCUGAGCUUUUUUCCACAGUAGACUUGCUCCUACAAUUGAAAUUGGAAUGAACUGACCUCCCUAUGGUAUUCAACCAUUCAACCCCUUUCAAAUUCCUCUUCUUAAUACUACUAUUCUCCUAUCUUCCGGAGCCACAGUAACUUGAGCCCAUCACGCUAUUAUGGAAGCUAAUCAUACUCAAGCUAUUCAGAGACUAGGACUAACAAUUUUAUUAGGAUUUUAUUUUACUCUUCUUCAAGCUUUCGAGUAUAUUGAAGCCCCUUUUACUAUUGCAGAUUCAGUCUUUGGUUCAACUUUUUUCGUUGCUACAGGAUUUCAUGGAUUACAUGUUAUUAUUGGAACUUCAUUUUUACUAAUCUGUUUCCUACGCAUAUUUUUUUGCCAUUUUUCUUCUAAUCAUCACGUAGGAUUUGAAGCAGCCGCAUGAUACUGACAUUUCGUUGAUGUAGUUUGAUUAUUCCUUUAUGUAUUCAUUUAUUGAUGAGGAGGUUAA
Molecule: messenger RNA, 792 nt
Organism: Portunus trituberculatus (swimming crab)
Lineage: Eukaryota; Metazoa; Arthropoda; Malacostraca; Decapoda; Portunidae
Source: the annotation of a RefSeq genome assembly